Messenger RNA from Adineta ricciae, 807 nucleotides. NCBI's taxonomy places the organism in Eukaryota, Metazoa, Rotifera, Eurotatoria, Adinetida, Adinetidae. The record is from the annotation of a GenBank genome assembly.
AUGAAACGCAUACCAGAAUCUCAAGCACGUGCGAUUUUCCGACAAAUUGUUUCAGCUGUUCAUUUUCUACAUAAAAAUAAUAUUGUUCACAGAGAUCUCAAAUUAGAAAAUAUUCUAAUUGAUCAUAAUGGUGAUAUCAAAUUAGCAGAUUUUGGUCUGAGUAAUAAUUGGUCACCGCGUCGAUUAUUACAUACAUUCUGUGGAUCUCCUUUGUACGCAUCGCCCGAAAUCGUUUCCGGUAUUCCAUACUAUGGACCUGAAGUUGAUUGCUGGUCAUUGGGUGUAUUACUCUAUACCCUUGUCUAUGGUUCAAUGCCAUUCCAAGGUGGUGAUUACAAUCGACUUGUACGGAAUAUAACAUCAGGUGAAUUCAUUCAACCUCGUGAACAAUCAGGCGCACUCGGUCUUAUCCGUAAAUGUUUAACGGUACUACCAUCAAAACGUUUCACUGUUGAUGAUGUUGCCGCUCAUUGGUGGGUUAACCUUGGUUAUAAAUAUCCACCCGUGCAUUAUUAUUUGACGCCAGCAAUGAAAAAAACUGGUCUCUUCAUUCCAUCCCAUCUGCCCGCAUUAACGUACAAUGAAUCGAAUGGCAACGCAGUAGNUACAGCACAGCUAUUAAAUACUCUAACCUCUAAUUCGUCUUGUCAUGUUGACGAUAGUAUUAAUCAUACUGCUUCUACUACUAACAAUAAUAAUCGACAUUCAUUUUUAACUUCAUUUGAAUUGCCAACCAAAUAUAAUCCAGAUAAAAAUCAUUUGCUCGAUGAUAACAAUAAUUUCGUUUCAUUAAAAGUAUAUGAUUAG